UGUAUAAAAUCACAGAAGGAAGGCUAACACACGGAAUUUCUUUUCCUCUUCAGAGUGGACAUAUGUUUCCAUCAACUAUUUUCACAUUAAUAACAAGUGAGGAGUGAAAACAACAAGUUGUUGUGUGUAUUUUUGAUACGACUCCAUCGAGCACUGUGACUCAUUUUCCCUCAUUUUGCAAUUUUCCCACCCCGUUGCCCUUUGUGGCCACACACAUAUCCUCCGUGUCAGCUGCUGCGUGGCAAACCCACAGUGUGUUCGAAUACUUCACAGCUUUCGGGGGCUGCGGUCAAAGUGAAGCAAAAAAGAGGAAAAUUUUCCAUCUAAAAGAAUCCAAUUCUGCGAAAGUGAAAAGCUCGCAGUGAGGCAAAAAGAAAAGUGUGUGUGUGGGCAAAGAAAACCCCUUAACAAUUGCCAAGGGGACUGUAAAAGCGAUUUGGUGGUACGGUGAACAGGGUGGACAUGAAGGGCUACGUUCCGCCCGACAAAUUGGUGGUUCGGGACAGUUUAGAUGAUGAAAUUAGUGAUGACGUGGAAGACGAUGUCUUCAUACGUGAUGGGAGAUCUCAUUCAAUGUGCGAAGAGCGUGGCCUCAAGAGACCCCUUAUGGCCCCUAGACGCAAGAAUGGGGCACGCUAUAAGAAAUCACUUGCAUUCAUGAAGAAACGCCAUCGCUUCUGGUCGUGCUGUGAACCUUUUUGCUAUGGAUUAGCCGCCAUCACCAUUAUUAUAGCUUUAAUAUUUCUAGGAGCUCUCCUGCUGACCCUCUUCCCAAUGCCACUACAAAAAAUCAAAGGAUGGCUACACAAGAAUCCCAGUCCCGUGGGACAACCCCCACCUGCGACUAUUGCCAAUGAUACCCUGGAACAUGUGCCCUGUUCUCAGCUUUCUGUGAAUCUCGUCUGGAAGCACGUAGUGUCACGUGUUACGAGUGAAAGCCCCGUGCGUAGUGCCGACAUUAAUGCCGAUGGCGUUCCUGACAUAAUCAUUGGCUACUCUAUUGAGGAAGACCCCUAUGAUGGCAUUGCUGACACAACAGCCCGUUGUUUUAAUCCACACACGGGCAAAACAGGCCUCUGUGAAGGUGGUGUAAUGGCACUCAAUGGCACAAAUGGGGAAAUUCUCUGGCAACACUGGACUGCCUUCAAUGUCUUCUCCCUGAGCUGCCCGGUUGAUCUCAAUGGGGAUCACCGGGAGGACUGUGUCGUAGCCGGCAAGGGUGGCCUUAUGAUUGCUAUAAAUGGGGACACGGGUAAACUAAUCUGGCGUCUCGAGGAUAAAACCCUAACAUCCGGCACAAGUGCAGAUUCCACGGAAUGGACCAUUGACAUCUACACCGUAAACGUGGUACGAGAUCUCGAUGGAGAUGAUAUAUCAGACGUCGUUGCGGUGCACGUGCAAGAGAAUAAGGCCUUCCGCUUUGGGCAUAUUUGCGUGAUUUCUGGGGCAAGUGGACGAAUGCUGCGGAACAUCCCAACACCAUUCCGCGAGGAAGUCUUUGUGCCCCUGCAAAUCAUCACAGAUGCCGAUGGAACGGAAUGGUUGCUCGUAAUUACGGGAUCACAGAAUACACCUGGUGGCAUCUACGUCAUUCGCCUCAUUAGUCUCAUGCAGUACAAAAGUGAGAAGGACUUUACAACACUGUACCGAAAUGUGGCAUCAGGAUUCAUGGUACCGGCCAUUCUAACAGACAUUACGGGAGAUGGGGUGGAGGAUAUUGUUGUAACAUCCGUCAAUUCCACCGUUCAUGCUUUCGAUGGGCACACAUUCCGACAACUCUGGAACUACGCCUUCCCCACGUCGGAAACCAUCUACUCCAUCAUCCCUGGACACUUUGAUCACGACAACAUUACGGAUUUUAUGGUUAAAGUGAACACAGGGCCGGGAUUUCCGGUCUAUUACUACUCCCAGACAAUGAUUAUUAGUGGGCAAAAUGGGACAACACUCCUGGACAAUGCCAUUAUGGAUUCCGGUGGGCCAAACACACCCCUAGGGGGCCUAUCAAUUUCCCAAAUGUACGGCGGUGACUUCUUCCUACACUGGCAAACCCUAUGUCGUGGUGAACUAAAUGCCCGAGAUGCGUAUCAAUUUAAUGCCGACAGUGGCAUUGAGGAGCAAUCCCGCGCUGAUACGUGCCGGUUGAGGUACAAUGCACCAACAAUUGUCAAAUUGUACGCAAUCGCGAGGAAUGUUGAACCACCUGGCGCAACAAUUCUCUCCUCAGACGAUCUCAAUCUUCAGCUAGUACCCCUAAAUCGGACGUACGCAAUGAAAACGCAUAAAAUUGUUCCACCAUUUAAGCAUCCAAAGAUGUACAUGCAGAAAUUCCUAAGCAGAGAGAAAACCAGCACAGACUGGACAACACCCCCGAAUACCAUUGAGCAGAAACGUGUGGAUGAGGCUGAGAAGAAACUCGGGGAAUUUAGGGAAUGGACAAGAAUACAGGGAAAUCGUCAUCAAGCUCCUCAGGAGGAAUUCAGUAACCGUGAACCCUACAUCUAUCUCCCGUACAAUCAAGAGCCCAGACAGUAUCCUGCACAACCUCCUACACCACCAAAAGAGCCCGUAAUCGUUCCAGCGGACACAAAGAGCUCCGAUGACUACGAUAUCUUCUACAAUGACGAACUCCUCAAACGCUAUCCCCUCCGUAGUCAACUACCAACAAACAGGGAUGUCCGUAGUAAGGAUGAAGAUAUUAUGGAUCUUGAGAGUAUCUUGAGUUCCGAAGAAGUAAACGACACACUCGGUGAUGAAGCACAAACAGUUAAGAAGGUUCUCACGGAUGCUGCACUAAAGCCCAUCCUGAAGGGUCAUCCUGAAACCCUUUGGGACCUCGAGAUGGAGAAAGAAGCUUCGGAGGCGAUAAAAGAAGGUGGAACUUACGACUAUCCCUAUCGGCAGGUGAAAACACGUCGGGAAACAGCAAAAGACAUUGAACAGAAUUUUAUUCCUCAUGUUGCCUCAACGGGAGUCCUUCUACCCUCACUUGACAAGAGUAAACCAACUUCCAUUGAUUUUGCUUUUGUCCUCAAUGUGCGUGAAUCCGAAACGUAUCCCCCACUCUUCUUGCCCCGAGAUUUGGAUUGUAUUGAGGGGAAAAUUAAAGUAUUUGAAGACAUGGACAACAAGGAGAUCCUUCUGCAAUGCCUCCAAGAAAGAAUCCCAACACUUGAAAAUCUCGAACCUCCAAAGCCAAAAUAUGAAAUGCAAAUGGUCAUCGCAAGGAUAUCCAUCUCCUGUGGAUGCAGACAACUCAAUAAGGGUGAAGUUUGUUCUCAAUUCAACACAAUAGACAAUCAACGAUGGACGGAAUAUAUGGGAAAUCUCGGGAAUGGACUUUACGUGUAGGUAAAUCCGAUAGAGCUCUUUGUAGGGAAGAAAAAAAAUGUUGAGAUAUAUAUCAAGAAGAUUCAUUGGAAGGUGCUUUAUCAAAAUAUAACGAGACACGUACACUACCUGCGAUAAGUUUCUAUUUAAAUUGAAAAAAAAAUUCAAAUGUCCCUUAAACCGGAAAUAUUUAACCGAUUUUGAUGAUUAAAUCAGUUUUGGAAAGAUGGGCGAAUGAUUCCUUUCAAAAACUAAACUAUUCAUUAAAAUCGAUUCACCUUACCCGGAAAAAAAUAAAAAAUUAAAAUUUGUUUUAUAAAAGACCUAAAUUUUUGUUAAUCCGGAAACUGUUUAAGGGUAGUGUAAUAUUUUUUUUCAUACUUUCUUAUAUAUUCAAAAUUAUUCUAAAGGGCAUUUAUCUGACCUAAAUUUUGUUUCCAAAAAUUUCUUUAUGAACUCUGUUCAAAUUAAUUUUUGAGAUGCAAAUAAUAGAGUAAAAAUAAUUUUUUGGGGAACCAGGGCUAAUAAGUCAAUUUGCAUAAAUCCUUAUCUGCAGGAUUCCCCAAAGGCAAGAAAAUUUCCUCGAUAAGUCAUUUUCAUAGGAAAUUUCCUGGCCUACAACUUUGUCUCAGACCACUUUUCUCUAUCUCCACGGAAAGUAUGAGUUUUCGAGCUUUUCCUUACACGUUUACUUUAAAUUAUAUUUUUGAAGCAUUAAUGAUCAUAUUUUUGUCACAGAAAAUUCACAACCUAGUUGAAGAUCAUUUUCAUAAUAAAUAUUCACUGUUCAAAUUAAUUUUGCACUGAAGCUCCACCUCGCAUGAUCCCGUAGCCAAUGAGAACGCCUUCCCUGAAUUUAUCAGCCAAUCAGGGCUCUUUUUUACUACUCAAAUUCUUCUUAUUAUUUAUUUACGUUUCAAUUCAAAUUAUUUUAUUAAAAUUCAUUGACUUAAAAUAAUUUUCUCAUAAAAAAUUUGUUACAACAAUUUGUGCCAGAUGAAUGCCUCUUUGAUAUAAUAAUUUAAAAUUUAUUAAAUUUUGGCAAGAAUUCCGGCUAAAAUGUGAUUUUAUCAGCACGAGCAGACUGUUCCGAUUAAAGCCGUUACAUUUUGCAAAAUUGAUUUUCUCAACUGUCCACAAGAAUUUGAUUUCUACGGAAUUUUGUUUACCUCCCUCCCAAUCCCAAACUGCUGAACCCAUCAAAACAAAUCUGAGCUGUAGUUUACAAUGCUCAUGUCAGAAUAAAUCAAGAAGAAAAUACGGGAAGACAUCCAAAAUGACGUUAAAACGAAAAUCAUGUACAAAAGAAGAAGCAAAGAAACCUUUUGCUUAAAUUAUUCAUCAACAGCAUUCAAUGUAGGAGAUAUCAGAGACAAGGAAUGGCAAGGUAGUGUCCUCCUGUGAAUUACUGGGAAGGACUGUAUUCUCUCUCUCUCUCUUCUGUCACAUAUGAUGAGAGAGAACAUUGCCUGCCAUCCUCAUGUGAAUGUUUUAUACAUAAAUAAAGAAGAGCAGAGAAAAGGUGACAUACAGUGAGAGAAUUAGAAUGGAAAAAAAUCAUGGAAUAGGAGUAAUGUAAAUAAAAAUAAAUUAUAUAUAAAGAGAUUUGCUUCCAAGACCUUA
Molecule: messenger RNA, 4950 nt
Organism: Lutzomyia longipalpis
Lineage: Eukaryota; Metazoa; Arthropoda; Insecta; Diptera; Psychodidae
Exons: 6
Coding region: 463-3348 (961 amino acids)
Molecular function (GO): protein binding
Source: RefSeq, a predicted model, not a curated record